AUGUCAGUUAUUCGAGAUAGACAUCCCUUGACUUCGCUUAAUUAGCUACAAAAUCUAUUUGGAAAGUCAAAGCCUCAAGACAACAACCAAAAUCUAUGUCCAGAGAAAGUUCGAGGAGCAAGUAAACCGAAAUAAAAAACUGAGGGUUCUAGGAGAGAAGUCUCCAAUGUAUAGAAAAGUCAAUACACUUUAUAAUCAUAAAAGUUGUAUACCAAUCAUUUGGAUAAUAUUAAAUCCUCAAGGGCAUUUAAUGUGAAAAGUUAAGAUCUUUUGCUUUCCCCUGAAAGAAUGGAAUCAUUAUAAUAGGAGAAUAAAGUACUUGAAAUUUAAAAUGAUAAAAAGAGAAUCCUUAAGCAAUCUGUUGAGCAUUCAAAUGAUCCAAGUCAUAAAUUAUUCACGUCGGAAGAAUAACCAAAAAAGAUUGAAUAGUCAUAAACAAUUUAAUUAAGAAAUCUCAUAUAAUCUAAAUAGCAAAAGGAUUCGAACAAUGAGAUCUUAGAAAAAUAGAAGAAUUCAAGAAGAGAAAAACAUGUUGCCUAAAUUUUGUAUGAUGAUAGCAGGCAAAGACAAUAGAAAAACUAACUCACAAGCCAGAGUCUGGCUACAAAUGAUGGUAAAUUAUCAGAAAUCUCUCAAUAAUGGUUUAUAUAAAGAUUUAUUAAAGAUUUCUAUUAUUUUCUAAGUAAUACAGAUAAUGUCAAAAAAAGUUGGGAUUACUCUAAAGUAUAUGAAAAUGAUUUCCAGUAAAUUCUUUAAGGGUUAGGAUUCGGAGAAAGUAAAGAUUUAUGGAAUGACUUUACGAAUGGCUCCUAUAUACUCUCCAGAAAUAUGCUAAUUGUCUUACUUGCCAUUCUAAAUGUACCAGUCUAAUAGAUACCUCUUUACUUACCAAAGGAUGAUGAGCAAGUUCCAAUGGCAUCUCAUUACAAAAAUGAUGAAAAUGGAAAUCUCAUGCUAUCAACUUAGGAUUGUAUUGAAAUUCACAAUAAGUACAAAUAACUAUAUUUGAACACCAAAUAAAAUCAUGGUAAUGGACAAAGAAGAAACAUGGAGAAAUCAAAAUCACCUCCAUAAGUUAUCAAUUUAUUAAGUAAUAGGUCACGAGAUAUGGCUAUCAAGAAGAAGAACAAUCUGAAUAUCAAUGAAUGGUUUGCUUAAUAAGAGUAGAAAAAGAAGGAUAAUAUUGAGAGAUUAAAAAACUAAUUGGAAUAAUCAGAAGAAACUAAAUAAUUGAAACAAACUAUCAAACCUCUUGCUAUCGAUUUAACUUCAUUAAGCAAACCAAUAAAAAAAUAAUAAGAUAAAUCAACAAUUGAUGUAGAAUUUGAAAGUCAAUAAUAAUUUUGUACAUUUUCACCUUAGAUUAAUCCCAUGAAGCAUUUUCCAAUCUCAACUGCAUCUACACAAUAUGAUAUUGAUUAAUAGGCAAAACGAUUAAGAGAAGCUAGAUUGAGAUAAAAAACAGUAGAAAAAUUGAAAAGCAACGGAAACACUACAAAUAAUGAAAGUAGAACACAGAUGAAAUUAUAAACAGAAUAGUCAUUGAGUUAAGAGCCAAAGUGCAAAAAAAUUAAAAGCAAACCAAUAUUCCUUAACUUUCCCAUUUUGUAUAUAGAUGUAAAAAUAGAUGAUGCUAAGACCGUAAGAUUACCAAUAUUUAAUGGAGAUAACUCUGACAAUUUAGCUACUAAAUUUGCAAUUGAUCAUAAUUUAGACAAUUCUUUAGAGGAAAGACUAAAAGAUCUAUUAGAAGAGUAAAUAAAUUCUGUAUAGGAAUAAUAGUUAUGA
Paramecium tetraurelia is the source of this 1788-nucleotide messenger RNA. RefSeq lists its product as uncharacterized. Lineage: Eukaryota; Ciliophora; Oligohymenophorea; Peniculida; Parameciidae. The record is from RefSeq and is a predicted model, not a curated record. The transcript has 2 exons.